This is a messenger RNA of Pararge aegeria (speckled wood butterfly), 1146 nucleotides long. RefSeq names its product chitin deacetylase 8-like. The transcript has 6 exons. Gene Ontology annotation, biological process: carbohydrate metabolic process. Gene Ontology annotation, molecular function: hydrolase activity, acting on carbon-nitrogen (but not peptide) bonds. Lineage: Eukaryota; Metazoa; Arthropoda; Insecta; Lepidoptera; Nymphalidae. The record is from RefSeq and is a predicted model, not a curated record. Bases 1 to 1146 code for a protein of 381 amino acids.
AUGAGGUCGGUGUCUGUGGCGUUUUUAACGGCGAUUCUUGUCGUCGCUUAUGCUGAACCGGAUGAGCUUCCAUUGGCAGAGCCUUGUGAUGAAUCAGCGUGCAAAUUGCCCAACUGCCUGUGCUCAAGUCAGGAUAUCCCAGGAAAUUUAGAACCCAGAGAUACACCUCAGUUUGUUCUACUUACAUUUGAUGAUGCUAUUACUGAUUUAAACACACAGACCUACCGCUCCCUAAUUUAUAGGCGCACUAAUAAAAAUCAGUGCCCCAUUGGAGUGACUUUCUUCAUGCAACAUGAAUAUACCGAUUACGUUAUGGUUAACGAGCUAUACAACCAGGGCUUCGAGAUUGGUUUGCAUUCCAUUUCUCAUAGAACGCCACAAGAUUUCUGGAGGGAUGCUAGCUACGAACAGCUGAUGCGCGAGAUCGGAGAUCAGAAACAACAGAUUUUUGCAUUUGCAAAUGUUCCCGCUAGCACAAUUACAGGUGUGCGCAGUCCAUUCCUACAAUUAAGUGGCAAUAACAAUUUUAAAAUGAUGAAGAGCGCUGGCAUCACAUACGACUUGUCUCGGCCUACCACUAGAUACACUGAUCCCGGCAUGUGGCCUUAUACACUGGACUACCAAUCCACGCAAGAUUGUGUCAUCGGUCCUUGCCCCAACGCAAGCUUCCCUGGUGCCUGGGUCAUCCCCAUGAUCUCUUGGACAGACUUAUCAGGAUUUCCAUGCGCUAUGGCCGAUGCCUGUUUCCAUAGUCCAGACACUGAAGAAGGAUGGUUCCAAUUUAUUCUUCAGAACUUCGAAAGACACUACCUCGGCAAUCGCGCGCCAUUCGGAAUUUACAUUCAUGAAGCAUACAUUCGACCUAGACCACAUGUACAGAGAGCUUUGACGCGAUUUUUUGAUACGAUCAACAACAUAAAUGAUGUUUUUAUGGUGAACGCGAAAGAAGUGAUAGAUUGGACGCAGAAUCCAAUUCCAAUUAAUGAAUAUGUUAAGAAGAGUUGCAGACGCACAGUACCUGCAGCUUGUCGUCCCGUUUUUUGUCCGGGUCUCUUCAGCCAAGAUACUGAGAAAACUUACUACCUACGAGUCUGCAGUAGGUGUCCUAGAAAUUAUCCGUGGGUAAAUAAUCCGCUCGGAAAUUAA